Molecule: messenger RNA, 2322 nt
Organism: Lachancea dasiensis
Lineage: Eukaryota; Fungi; Ascomycota; Saccharomycetes; Saccharomycetales; Saccharomycetaceae
Source: the annotation of a GenBank genome assembly
AUGAAAUUGUCUGUGCUUCUGACUCUGCUGUCCAGCUGUGCUUCUCUGGGCUCUUCACAACAGACUGAAGACCCGUGGCAUGACUUGGCACAGCAGUUGAAAACAAUGCCAAAGCAUAAGGAAAUUAUGGUGCACUCAGCCCAGCAGCCAGAUCCUUUCCAAGGUGGAAUUGAUAUUACAAUCCCCAUUGACUAUUUUGAGGAGGAGCAAGAGCUAAACUGGGAGCGGUUUUACAGUGCAGACGAACUAGAAGAUCGAUUGUUGUACAAGCGGUUGGUACAGUCUAGCGAGGAGUUCAAUAACACAGAAGCAACUUUUGCGCUGGCUCAAAUUCACCUACUUCAAGAGUAUGGGUUUCCGCACAAUAAAAGCUUGGCAUUUCGCUACAUGCAGAAAUUCAACGAACUCACAGAUUAUACAAAUGCGACUGCUCUUUUUGAACUUGGCUUGAUGCACACGACGGGUCUUUUUGGUACAAUUCCAAUAGACACUCCAAAGGGUCUUAUAUAUUACGAAAAGGCAGCUGAUUUGGGGGAACACCGGGCCAUCAUGGCUUUGGCCCAUCGCUAUUUUCGAGGCAUCAAUGUUCCUCCAAAUCGGGACAGGGCACUGUUGCUGUAUCGAACACUAGCGGCUGAACUCCAUGAACAAUACACAGAGGUGGAGUGGAAGUUGUUUCCCCCAUAUGUCGAGUCUUAUCUCGUACGGAUUCCCGAUUUUAAUGGUGGAAUCCUGGGCAAUGGCUUGGGACUCACACCAUCGUCUGUGAGGAGGCUUAGGGCAAGUCGUCCCGACGUUACUUCCUCCAUCCUCACAAAUUUGCACUCCGGAAUGGUGGUUUUGCAUUUUGGCUCUGGUUCUAAUGAUUUCAUGGAAGAUGACGAUGAAGAUGGGAAUAAUUUUGUGGACGUCUAUUAUACUGCUCUAGACAAUUAUAAAGGCACCUAUACCCAGCAGCGCAAUGUCAAAAUCGCCGCAGAGCUUUUAAAAAUAACAGUGUCGGAGUAUCACUCUCAAGUUCGGGAUAUGGAUACGUUACAGAAGUUCUAUUACGCGAAAUGUCUAGAACUAUGGGGCCACAUUUGUUUCACAGGAGAGGGUUUACCGGAGCCGAAUAUCGAAGCAGCAGAACGGUUUCUGUCAGAAGCCAUACAUGAAUUGAAACUGAAAGGCAAAAGUGCACAUUUAGACCUAGGCCUAAUAAACCAGUACGUCCAUCAGAAUAUUACUGCAGCACUAGAAUACUACGACGCUCUCUCUUCAUCUUUGGACGCUAUUAGCUCUGAGGCAUAUUUCCAGUUUUUUCAACUCUACAAAGCAGGUUUAAUGCCACCAGCAUUACCAAAAGACCUCAAGAAGAACAGAUUAACCGAUUAUCCUAUAUUGUUGAAAACCGCAAGUACCAUGGGCCACUCAAGGGCCGCUUUUGAGGUCGCCUCCCGCUCUGAGAAGGGUGAUCGCGAUUUUUAUCAUCAGAGCGUUAACAGUUUAGUAAACCAGUAUAUGUCAUUCAUUGAGUCCCAAGAACAUUUGAUCCUACCACAAAUGAAGGACGCAUUUGCAGCAUUAUUGAGAGGUGAAACAGAAGCGGCCCUCUGGCUAUAUGCACAGGCAGCGGAACAGGGAAUUAACACGGCUCAGGUCAACGCAGCUUUUUUGCUAUACCAACCACCUUAUGAGCUGGACGAACCCCCCAUUAUGCCAAUCGAAAGAAAAUUGGCUGCUGCGAAGUACUAUAGACUUGCGUCAAAAUCAGGUUAUGCCGAGGCUGCUGUGAUUGCAGGCAAUAUUUAUUUUGAUAUGAAUGAUUACGCACAAGCAGUUGCUCUGUAUCAAAGCCACCCAUACUCUGCACUAGGUAACUGGAAUUUGGGAUACAUGUACGAAUAUGGUUUAGGGGUGGAUCGAGAUUUUCAUCUAGCGAAACGAUAUUACGAUGCGGCCCUGGCUCUUAACUCUAAGCUGUUUCUGGGCGUGAAACUCUCGACGUUGAAACUAGAGUUCAAAUCAUGGAUGUGUUGGUUUAUGGAAGGAAUACUUCAAAAGAGUCCAGAACUUGAUGCUGACAAAGAAGCGCAAGAAGUAAAGGAGGCCAUCCACUCUAGAGUCCUCAAGGCGUUUCAAAAAGCUCGCCAGGCUCAUAAAAGAAGGAAUGGUUUCCCCUUAGGUGAGUAUGACGUACCAAAUCUUCCCGAUGUACUUACGAUCAUGGGCAUCAUGCUGUUUUUCCUGUUUAGCCACCUUUUGAGAAACAUGGUUCUUCGCCAGCGGGGUGGUAAUGAAGGAAGGUUCAACCUCAAUGUUCAAUUCUUCGCGAUAUAA